Messenger RNA from Asparagus officinalis (garden asparagus), 1449 nucleotides. RefSeq lists its product as uncharacterized. Bases 76 to 1218 code for a protein of 380 amino acids. The record is from RefSeq and is a predicted model, not a curated record. The transcript has 12 exons. Gene Ontology annotation, cellular component: mitochondrion. Lineage: Eukaryota; Viridiplantae; Streptophyta; Magnoliopsida; Asparagales; Asparagaceae. Gene Ontology annotation, biological process: glycerophospholipid biosynthetic process.
CCUAAAUAGAAAAAGUUUUGGAGCAUAAAUAUUGAGAGAAAAAAGUAGAAGAAAAACACCGUUAAUCGUCAGAAAAUGAGAUUCCGACCAAUUUUUAGGGUUUCUCGAUCUAAUAUAGGAACUGAAUUGCGUCGAUCAUUCUCUCAAAUUCAUCCCACUCCUCAAAGGCCUUCAUUUGGGAUUGCUUUUGAUAUCGAUGGGGUGAUUCUUCGAGGCCAAACGCCAAUUGGAGGUUCUCCUCAAGCUUUGAAAAGGCUCUAUCAUGAUAACGGUACCUUGAGGAUUCCAUUUCUGUUCUUAACCAAUGGAGGUGGUAUUCCAGAAUCAAAACGGGCUGUUGAAUUAAGUAGUUUAUUGGGAGUUCAAAUUUUACCUUUACAGGUUGUCCAGGGGGCUUCACCUUUCAAAGGACUGGCAAACAGAUUUGAAAAUGAGCUUGUUAUUGCCAUUGGGAAAGGAGAACCUGCUGCUGUAAUGUCGGAGUAUGGCUUCAAAAAAGUUCUUUCCAUAGAUGAAUAUGCAUCAUACUUUGAAGACAUUGAUCCCUUGUCGCAGUUUAAAUGCUGGGUUACUAGGCAAGCUAAUGAGAAGAACACAUCCAGGGAAGCACAAUUGAGAUACAAUGUUUACUCUGAAAGAGUAAAAGGAGCAUUUGUUGUUAGUGACCCCAUUGAUUGGGGAAGGGACAUCCAGGUUCUUUGCGAUGUUUUGAGAUGUGAGGGUCUUCCUGGAAAAGAUAUAGGACAUCAGCAACCUCCACUUUACUUUGCAGCAGAUGAUCUUGAAUACCAGGCUGCAUUUCCAUCUGAACGUCUUGGAAUGGGUGCUUUCAGGAUAGCACUUGAAAGCAUAUUCAACAGUAUUCACAGUAGCCCUUUGAAGUUUACCUCCUUUGGGAAACCAAACCCAUCUGUAUUCAAGAAUGCAGAAGCUAUUCUUUCUCAGAUCUUUUCGAAUGUGUACCAAGAUCAGGAAACUGAGGAUGGAGUGAAAGGACAUCAAUUUGAUACUAUAUAUAUGAUUGGUGAUAAUCCUGCUGUUGAUAUUAAUGGUGCCAGUAAGGCUGGACAUCCCUGGUUUUCUAUCCUUACAAGGACAGGGGUUUUCCGGGGAAAAGAUAACCAUGCAAAACAUCCAGCAGACCUGGUAGUUGAUACCGUUGAGGAGGCAAUAGAUUAUAUUCUUAAGAAGGAGCUCUCGUCACACUAUUCAUAUUAGUCUCAUUGUUCCAAUGUUGAACCCAAGCUGAAUAUUAUCCAGUUGCUGAAUUUGAUAACAGAAAAAGCAAAGAAAACUCUUCCGGGUAGAUAUUGUGAUUACUUCAUUUUCAUGAUUAUUGUUUGGAUAGAGGGGAUUGGCAUUCUUCUCGUACCAUCAGAAAACUGUAAUUAUUUCAUUUUCAUUAUUAUUAUUUUAAAAAAGGGAACGAGUGUUCCAGACUGGCUGCUA